Messenger RNA from Bursaphelenchus xylophilus (pine wood nematode), 340 nucleotides. The record is from the annotation of a GenBank genome assembly. NCBI's taxonomy places the organism in Eukaryota, Metazoa, Nematoda, Chromadorea, Rhabditida, Aphelenchoididae.
AUGAAAAUAAUUGCACUAUUUCUAUGUUGUCUUACUGUAAUAGACGCAGGAUUGGACGAUGAGGCCACAAAGAGUAAGUAAUGCUUACAUAAAUAAAUACUGUCAUUGUCAGUAUUUGAUUACAUCAACAAAAACAAAGCGGACAAAAUUCCAGUAGAAAAUGCAGCAAGAAUUAUUGAAAAACUGCUUCCGCAGAGUGAUGUAAAGGCAAGUUUUUCUACACUUUUUUAUAUUAUUUUAGAGCCUGGAUAAGAAUGGAGAUGGGAAAGUCGAGAAAGAAGAGUUCGUUCAUUAUUACCGAAUUCAAUACAACGAAUGGGCCAAAAGGAAUCUCCCUUGA